CGCAACAUGCCAUAAUACACACCUACCCAUUUAAUAUUUGUUUGUAUCGUAUUUUUAUUACAACGGAAGUUGAGUGAUGAAGUAUAGAAGCAACUGUUACUUUUCAUUCAGUUAUUCGGAUGUUCAUUCAGAAAUAUGUCACAUUACGUUACGCCAUUCUUGGUUUUGAAUCUAGGAUCUGAAAUGGUCUACGUUGUCGCCCAAAGGCUACAAGCCCAGAACGUAUCAAGCGAUAAGAUGACGAGAGUUUUGGACGAGAUAAUAGGAACCCUUGUUUCUCGGGAACUGGUCUCAGACAUAAUGAAACCUCAACCUGCAUAUUCUCACAAGGCAAUCAAGGAAAUGAUAUCUGUUAUCACACAGAGCUCAGCUAUGAGACUUGAUCCAUCCAGUAUGAACAAACUCUGGGAUUUAAUAACGAUGGUUUACAAAUGGCAACUUACCAUGUCCCACGAAGUCAUCAAAAUUACUCUCAGGCAUCUUUAUGAGAUAGAAAAUUACGUCACCAACCCCGACACUCAGAUAAGGCUUCAAAAAGUUCAGGAUCACAUGGAUAAUUUCAAUAAAUUACUAACACAAGACGAAAAGAUGACUUUGAGGGAAGAUAUAUUAUAUUGGCUCAAACAGUAUAAUGUCAGGGUAUCACUUCUAAUGAGAAUGGGCCUACAAAGCAUGUGUGGCAAUUUCAUUGUUGAUAAUUUGAAUCCCGUAGCGAAUGAUAUGUUGAAAAAUUUAGGUGAGAAUAUUUACGCAGUAACUCAAAACGGCAGGAUUUUAGAGGACAGAAAGAUGUCUUCGAGAUCCGAUUCGGAUCUAAACGAAAUGGCUUAUUUUAUCGAUCAGAUCAAUAUAAAAAAAUCCAACUCUAGUUACUCUGAAAGGGGAGAAAACUUGUUGAAAUUGUCCAUAAAUGAACCCAGCUUGGGUUCACCUAAUGAAAGGAAAAGACUGAGCAGUUUUGGUAGUAUUGAAGUUCAGGUUGAAAGUCCAAAUUUGGAAGACUUGGUUAAAGAUUUGAGCGUCAAAGAAGAUACUCGAUUGAGAAAAAAUUCUUUGAAAGAUGAUUUGUUGAAUUUGCUAGGGGCUGGUGGAAGUAAGUCAAAGGAUUAAUGUUAGAUUGAGUUAUACAUAUGUAUAAAGGCACAAAAUUCCCCUUGCACUGAAUGAGUUAUUUAAUGUUUCGAAUGAUAAACUUUUUUUGGGAAUUGAAAAUAUGUACCUAUUUCAUUUAAAGUAUCAGUGCUUUGAUAAAAAAUGUACAUAUGUACAUUACUCUCAUGUUAUCAAAUAAAGAGCCAAAUAAAACGUCAUCACUU
This is a messenger RNA of Coccinella septempunctata (seven-spotted ladybird), 1316 nucleotides long. RefSeq names its product protein OSCP1 (gene OSCP1). The transcript has 2 exons. Gene Ontology annotation, biological process: transport. The record is from RefSeq and is a predicted model, not a curated record. Gene Ontology annotation, cellular component: plasma membrane; cytoplasm. The coding region runs from base 136 to 1110 and encodes 324 amino acids. Lineage: Eukaryota; Metazoa; Arthropoda; Insecta; Coleoptera; Coccinellidae.